This is a messenger RNA of Eimeria acervulina, 3768 nucleotides long. RefSeq lists its product as hypothetical. Gene Ontology annotation, biological process: regulation of transcription by RNA polymerase II. Gene Ontology annotation, molecular function: transcription coregulator activity. The record is from RefSeq and is a predicted model, not a curated record. NCBI's taxonomy places the organism in Eukaryota, Apicomplexa, Conoidasida, Eucoccidiorida, Eimeriidae. The coding region runs from base 1 to 3768 and encodes 1255 amino acids. Gene Ontology annotation, cellular component: SWI/SNF complex; nucleus. The transcript is spliced from 6 exons.
AUGGGGCCCCCCUUGAUCAUUCCCCCAGACUUUGCUGCGGCGCAGCUGCCGCUCUUAGCUGAGCUGCUGCAGAUGCCUGUGAAUGAGGUCUCUCCAGAGCUGCUACAGCACAUGUGGGAUUAUCUAGCGGAGGGCAGCUACCAGCAGCAGCAGCAGCAGCAGCAGGGAGGUGCAGCAGCAGUAGACACCGCAGCUGUUGAGAGCCUUCGCGGCUUCGUCGAAGCCAUUGUGGAGCCUCUCCAUACACCCGCCAGCUUCCGCAACGCCCAGCCCCUGCUGCAGCGUUUUGUUGAUGCCUUUGUAGCUCGUGCCUACUACCCCAGCAGCAGCAACAGCAGCAGCAGUAGCAGCAGCAGCAGUAACAGCAGCAGCAGUAGCAGCACCAGCAGAACUGCAGAAGUAGGGGAGGCUCUGCAGAGCCGGAGCAGCGGCCUCACGGGUGUGGAAGCAGCAGGCGCAUUGGAUCGCAGUGCUGCAGCUGCUGCUGCUCCUGCUGCGGCUCCUGCGGCAGCAAGUCCCCCAAGAACAUCGAGUGCUGGUGCAGCAGAUGCUGCUUCAGCUACACCUAUGGAGGCCCCCUGCAGCAGCAAACACACCGACGACCCUCACGGUACACAUGUAGCUGCUGCUGCAGCAGCACCAACACAACGCUCCGCAGCAGCAAAAGACCCAGCGAGCAGCAGCAGCAGACCCAGCAGCAGCAACAGCGAGAGAAUGAACCACCAACGCAGUCAGCCCCCAAAACCUGGCAUGCAGCCGCAGCAGCAGCAACAGCAGCAGCAGCAGCAGUUGCGUCCGCAGCAGCAGUCGCGUCCGCAGCAGGAGUCGCGGCAGCAGCAGCAGCAGCAGCACAUGGUGCGGCAGCAGCAGCAGCAACAAAGGCAGCAGCGGCAAACGCAGCAGCAGCAGCAGCAGGGCAAUCCUAAUUUGUCGCAUGGACAGCAGCAAACCCAUAGACAGCCGCAACGCCCGCAGCAGGCACGGCAGCAGCAACAGCGGGAGCAGCCGCCUCAGCGACAACAGCAGCGUCAGCGCCAGCAGCAGCAGCAGCCGCAGCAGCAACAGCAGAGCGAAGAUGCUGCUGCUGGGUCCUUAGAAGAAGUUGAUUGGCCCGAGCCGCCGCCUAUCACUCGGCGAGUGCCGCGGAAGCAGCAGCAGGUGCUGCAGCACUUCGGUAUUGCUGCGUUCACUGCACCCUCCAGCAGCAGCAGCAGCAGCAGCGGCAGACGGGCUCGCAUGCAGGGCAAGAAAGAAGGAGGAUUUGCUGCCAGAGCAGCAAAAGAAGAAGCAGCAGCAGCAACUGCGACUGUACACUGUCUGUGUCUUGGUGUAGAGCACGGGGCUUACGGUGUCUGUCUUAGCUGCGGUUUGAUUCGUUGCCGCUUCGGCCUCAGCAGCAGCAGCAGCAGCAGCGAGGAGGCCAUCCGGUGUCUCUUCUGCGCUAACGAAGUCGUACCCAGUGCUGGUCUCCCCGCUAUCACUGCCUCAGUAGACGCCAGGUUGAAGGGAAACAGGGAGCAGCUCGCGCUGCUGCUGCAGCAGCAGCAGCAGCAGCAACAGCAGCAGCAGCAGCAGGACGAGGUGCUCCCCGAUAAGGUGGAGGCGCUGAAGGAGAAGAUCAAGGCCGACGAGGCUCACCUCAAGGCUCUGCGUCUGCAUCGGGAGUUGGUGGUGCGGGACGCGCAGUCGCUGCAGCAAACUCGAGUGUUAGAUUUAAGCAGCUGCUGGUUUGAUGCUAAUGUAGGGCUGCAGACUGAAGCUCGCGGAGACAUAUGGCUGACACCAGAGCAGCAGCAGGAGAAGCAGCAGCUGCUGCAGCGGCUGCAGCACGCCUUCAACUUCGAGAAAGGACGGCGAAAGGUGACGUUUGAUUUUGAGGGGCGGCGUGUGGUGGCUGAGGCCUCAACUCUGCCCGAGGAAGCGGAAGCUUUGCUGCGGGCCUUUGAAGAAAGGUGUGCAGAGCAAAACAUGCAGCAGCAGCAGCAGCAGCAACAGCAACAGCAGCAGCAGCAGCAACAGCAACAGAUUGAGGUGUGGGAUGACGAUGGCUUCGGUGGAGAUACACCUGAAGGCACCAGCGCAUUUAAAAGCACUUAUCAAGCGAGAAGGCAGCAGCAUCUGGAGCAGCAGCACUGGCCUGAGUUGCAAGCCAAACAGCAGAAGCAGCAGCAGCCAGGGAGUUCUUCUUCAGCUUGGCCUUCUCCCGAAGAAGACACUAAGCAGCAGCAGCAGCGGGGCCCCCCACUCCAAUGCAAAACUGCUGCAGAGCAGCUGCAAGAGGCCUGGAAUGCAAUGCUAGAGCGGGAAGCACCAGCAGCAACAACAGCAGAAGCUGAGCAGCAGCAGCAGCAGCAGCAGCAGCAGCAGCAGAACCCCUCCCCUCAUGGCUUAGCCAAUGACGCCUUAGACGGCUUCGCCCGCGUGCUGCUGAAGGACUUACAUGCUGCUGCCAGGCCCCACACCACCAAGGAAAAGGCAGCAGCAGCAGCAGCAGCAGCAGCAGCAGCAGCAGCAGCACCCGCUGAACGGACAGGACCUUCUGUGGCAGUACGAGCUGUAACUGCAGCAGAAGCAGCAGCAGCAGCAGCAGCUGAAGGAGCCAAGAAGGGAGCAGCGGACAGGAGCAAAAAGAAGACAGAAACAGCAACAGCAAAAACAGCAGCAGCAGCAGCAACAGAACCUGCAGCAGACUCCGAAGCAGCCGAGGCUGGGGGCAGUGCAGGAGAAGCAGGAGAAGCAGCAGCAGCAGCAGCAGCAGCAGCAGAACUCGAGGAAGAUACAUUUUUGCGUGGGCGUUGGCGCAUGCGUGGCGACGGGCAGCAGCAGACUUUGCUGCAGCAGCUAAAGGAGCAGCAGCAGCCGCAGCAGGAGAAGCAGGAGGAAGCAGCAGCACCUGUGCUGUGGGGUGUGCAGCAUCUGCAGCAGCAGCAAACUGAAGCUGCUGCAAGGAAGAACAUUAAAGAGAAGCUGUUCCGAGUGCAUGCAGCGAGGAGCGACGGAGGAGCCUUCGGGGCCCUCAGCAGCAACGACGAAGAGACAGACGAAGAGACAGAAGCAGCAACAGAAGAAGAACAAGAGACGCAUUAUGACGCCCUGUGGAUGGAGGCUGAAGACCCAGAAACGCAGCAGCAGCAGCAGCAGCAGCAGCAGGAUGAUGAUGAAGUCGGCAUCGCGUUGACGGUGCAGCAGCCGCUCGCUUCUCUGAUAGUUUUUGGGUUCAUUAGAGAAUUGCAGCAUGCAGCUUCUUCCUAUAGGGGCAGGUUGUGGAUUUACGCAGCAGAAUCUGCUGCCAGCAGCAGCACGGAGGCUUCGUCUGCGUUGCUGCAGCAGCAGCAGCUGCAGCAGGAGCUGCAGCAGGCAGCAGCAGAAGCCUUAGGCGAGAAGAAUCUCUCUCAAUUUGCUGCUGUCUCUCUUCUAAAGGAAAUCAGCUGUCCCUUCGGGUGUCUCCUCGGCUCGGUUCGCCUCGCUGCAUGCGCUGCAGCAGAGGCUGGGGAGUCCUUUGUGCUGCAUCUGCAAAUGCCGCAGCGGCUGAGGGUCCCAGUGAAGAUGCGGGGAGGCGAGGGUUUCUGGUGUCUGCCUCCUUCGCUGUUGUCUUCUCUUUCUUCUUCUUUGCUGCCUCCCCGCUGGCCGUCUUGCUUGGGGCCUCAGCCCCAGGAGACAGUAAAGCAGCAGGAGCAGCAGCUGCAGCAGCAGCCUGUGCAGCAGCUGCAGCAGCAGCAGCAGCAAGAGCAGCAGCAGCCAGAAGAGGAAGAGGAGACAUUUUGGUGA